ACUCAGAGGAACGCGCUCUAGGGCCGCGCGGGCAUCCGGGCCCCACACGUCCCCUUCGCGCAGGGCGCCGCCGCACCUGGAGGCGGAGCCAAGCCGCUGAGUCCGCUCCCGGGCACGAAGCCCCCUCCCCUCUGUCCUCCUGCCGCUGCAGAUGCGCGCAGGUGCCGAGUGGCCCGGGACCCUGCAGACGCGGGCCCACCAUGGAGCACAUCCGCACACCCAAGGUUGAAAAUGUUCGCUUGGUUGACCGAUUAGCUUCUAAAAAAGCAGCCCUAGGAACUUUGUAUUUGACAGCUACUCAUGUCAUAUUUGUGGAAAAUGUACCUGACACAAGAAAAGAAACAUGGAUUCUCCAUAGCCAGAUUUCCACCAUUGAAAAACAGGCAACAGCUGCUACAGGGUGUCCUCUGCUUAUUCGCUGCAAGAAUUUUCAGCUAUUACAACUGAUCAUACCACAGGAAAGAGACUGUCAUGAUGUAUAUAUCUCUCUGAUACGCCUUGCAAAGCCAGUAAAAUAUGAAGAGUUGUACUGCUUUUCAUUCAACCCCCAGUUGGAUAAAGAAGAAAGAGAACAAGGUUGGAUGCUGGUUAAUCUCAGUGAAGAAUUUGAGCGAAUGGGCAUCCCUAAUAAUUACUGGCAGCUUAGUGACGUGAAUAGAGACUACAGAGUUUGUGAUUCUUACCCUACUGAACUGUAUGUUCCCAAAUCAGCCACCGCACAUAUCAUAGUGGGGAGUUCCAAAUUCCGGAGUAGACGGCGGUUUCCUGUCCUUUCUUAUUACUAUAAAGAUAACCAUGCCUCCAUCUGCCGGAGCAGCCAACCCCUGUCUGGCUUCAGCGCCCGGUGCCUGGAGGAUGAGCAGAUGCUACAAGCCAUCAGGAAAGCCAAUCCAGGAAGUGACUUCAUUUACGUUGUUGACACACGGCCUAAACUUAAUGCAAUGGCCAAUCGUGCUGCAGGAAAAGGCUAUGAGAAUGAAGACAAUUAUUCAAAUAUUAAGUUUCAGUUUAUUGGAAUAGAGAACAUCCAUGUCAUGAGGAAUAGUCUGCAAAAAAUGCUGGAAGUGUGUGAACUUAAAUCUCCCACUAUGAGUGACUUUCUGUGGGGACUGGAGAACUCUGGCUGGUUAAAACAUAUUAAGGCCAUCAUGGAUGCAGGGAUCUUCAUUGCAAAGGCUGUUUCUGAGGAAGGAGCAAGUGUGCUUGUUCACUGUUCUGAUGGCUGGGACAGGACUGCUCAAGUGUGUUCUGUGGCCAGCCUCCUGCUAGAGCCACACUACCGUACUCUGAAGGGCUUCAUGGUAUUGAUUGAAAAAGAUUGGAUUUCCUUUGGUCAUAAGUUUAAUCACAGAUAUGGAAAUCUAGAUGGUGAUCCAAAAGAAAUUUCUCCAGUGAUUGAUCAGUUUAUUGAGUGUGUAUGGCAGUUAAUGGAACAAUUUCCCUGUGCCUUUGAGUUUAAUGAAAGAUUUUUGAUUCACAUUCAACACCACAUUUAUUCCUGCCAAUUCGGAAACUUCUUAUGUAACAGCCAAAAAGAGAGGCGAGAACUCAAAAUUCAAGAGAGAACAUAUUCUUUAUGGGCUCACCUGUGGAACAAUCGGGCUGACUACAUGAACCCUCUAUUUAGAGCUGACCACAGUCAGUCCCAGGGAACCCUUCAUCUCCCCACAACACCAUGCAACUUCAUGUACAAGUUUUGGAGUGGAAUGUACAAUCGAUUUGAAAAGGGGCUACAGCCGCGACAGUCAGUUACAGAUUACCUAAUGGCAGUGAAGGAAGAAACCCAGCAGUUGGAGGAAGAACUCGAGGGCCUCGAAGAAAGACUGGAAAAAUUUCAGAAAGUCCAGUUAAAUUGUACUAAAGUGAAGAGUAAGCAAAGUGAACCCAGCAAACACUCAGGGUUUUCUACCUCAGACAACAGCACAGCCAACACUCCCCAGGAUUACAGUGGGAAUAUGAAGUCAUUUCCAUCCAGGAGUCCUUCACAAGGUGAUGAAGAUUCUGCUCUAAUUCUAACCCAAGAUAAUUUGAAAAGCUCAGAUCCAGAUCUGUCUGCCAACAGUGAUCAAGAGUCUGGGGUAGAAGAUUUGAGCUGCCGGUCUCCAAGUGGUGGGGAGUGUGCACCCAGUGAAGACAGUGGCAAAGACCGGGAUUCUGAUGAAGCUGUCUUUCUCACUGCCUGAAGUUUCCUUUUGGAGUUCCAAGAUAACAGGACACAUGAAUCACUUUCCAAAAAUAAGGGACAGGUGCAAUUUCAAACAAACAAACAAACCUCAGAAAUGGUACUUGUCAACAUCAAGAAUUAUAAGAUGUGGCCACGAAAAAGGACACAAAUUCCAACUGUUGAAGAACAGGAAAUAACUCUUUUCUUUUAUCAAAUAAAUAGAGAAAAAUUAUUACCUACUUUGAAACCCAUUCUAUACUAUCAAAGUUUUAUUUACAACAAAACCACUUCUACCAUACCCUGAAAUUAUUAAUACAAAUCUUAUAGCAUGCAUCUGCUAAAAAAAAAUGCCCUGAUACCUUCAUGCACCUGCUAUCGCUUGACUUUCUCUUCUCGAUGUGUAUUGUUUUCUAAAACACCUGACAUUACCUUCUUUCCUGAGUCUAUUAUCACUGUUUCAGUAAUAGCAUUGUUGAGGCACAACCUUUUUGGUUAAUCGAUAUAUUUCUAUAAGUGAGGAGCUUUGUAACUGCUUAACCUUAUCUUUCAGGUUUAAUGGUCACCUUAACUACCUAGAUACUAUAUUUUCAAUUGUUAUAGUGAUUUUGCUGCUUUUACCUUGACUCUCCUAUUUCUCCUCAUUUAAAAAUGCUAAAAUCUACAAUUCACUUUUUAUCUAACAUAAGUCUAAUACUUAAUAAAGUUGAAGCAACAUUUA
This is a messenger RNA of Erinaceus europaeus (western European hedgehog), 2882 nucleotides long. RefSeq names its product myotubularin related protein 7 (gene MTMR7). Gene Ontology annotation, biological process: phosphatidylinositol dephosphorylation. The transcript has 14 exons. The record is from RefSeq and is a predicted model, not a curated record. NCBI's taxonomy places the organism in Eukaryota, Metazoa, Chordata, Mammalia, Eulipotyphla, Erinaceidae. The coding region runs from base 201 to 2183 and encodes 660 amino acids. Gene Ontology annotation, molecular function: phosphatidylinositol phosphate phosphatase activity.